This is a messenger RNA of Cucurbita pepo subsp. pepo (vegetable marrow), 1137 nucleotides long. The record is from RefSeq and is a predicted model, not a curated record. Lineage: Eukaryota; Viridiplantae; Streptophyta; Magnoliopsida; Cucurbitales; Cucurbitaceae.
UGAAAAGAAGUCUGAAAAUAACCGUAUAGGUUGUGAGUGAGUAUUGUUGAGACAUGGAGUGCAUUGGAUCAACUCAAGACUUGAUACAAGCUCCCUUUCCCUUAAACUGUGGUGCUCAUGCUGCCAUUCGUGCUCCUCGUCCUUCCGCCAAUGCUAACCUCAGCUUCUCUCUGUUGGGUGCCACUGCCCAAACCUACAAACAAUUCAUCAAUGAUCUUCGUAACGCACUUACGGUACAGUCCCACAAAGUGUACGGCAUUCCUGUUCUGCCAGCCACGGCCAAAGGGUUGGCGCGCUUCAUAUUGGUCAAUCUCACCAAUUACAAAGGUGAAUCCAUCACUGUUGCAAUCGACACAGUGGAUGUCUAUAUUGUGGCAUACCAAGCAGGAAACAAGGCUUAUUUUCUAAAAGAUGUUUCCAAAGAAGCCCAUGAUGUGCUAUUUAAAGGUAGCAAACAUGAAACGCUGUCGUACAAAGGGAAUUAUGAUGAUCUUGAGAGACAUGCAGGUAUGAUUUCAAGAGAGAAUAUUGAGCUUGGGUUCUCUGAAUUAAGCAGCUCCAUUGGCAACAUGUUCCACUAUAACGCUGGCUACUCUGUGCCUAGAUCGUUUAUUGUUAUGAUUCAAAUGCUUUCAGAAGCUUCGAGGUUUAAGUAUAUUGAGACAAGGAAUUGUGAGAAGGUUGAGUCAAAGUUUAAGCCAGAUCCUGGAUACUUGAGUUUAGAGAACCGUUGGUCUAAUUUAUCUGAACAGGUACAGAAGGCGCAAAAGCAUGGAGGUAAGUUUGAGCGUCCAGUUCAAGUUCGAAGUGUUAGCAAUAAACCAAUUAAGGUAACUGAUGUUAAUUCCCCAGUUGUUAAAGGAAUUGCGCUGUUACUUUGCAACAAGCCAGGGGUUAAUGGAGUAUCCAAACUGAUGGAACAGUUUAUCCAUUGGGAAGCUGCUCGAGGUGCUUUUGGAAUUGAUUUCUGAAUGAGCGCAUAACUUACAACUAUGGAAUUCCACGCAUUGAAAGAAUAUGCUUUUUAAAAGCAUAUCAUGUAAAAUCUAAUAUUAUAUGUAUGUGAUAAAUAAGUGUGGAAUAAUUCCGUUGCUUUAUGUAAUAUCUAAAUAAAUAUGAAGUAAUAUUUGCAUCCAA